AUGCAAAACAGAGGUAUUUAUCCAGAGCGCCCACCUACAUUAGCGGAAGCGUUGUAUUCCGGGAAAAAGUUCAACAAACCAGAGAAUGGUGAUGAAAUUUUGGAGAGAUUAGGAUUGCCACCCACAAGUAGUGUCCCACAAAAGAAAGAAGAAGCGCCAAGGAGGAAUUUGAAGAAGGAGCCAAAGAAGGAGCCAAAAAAAGAAAAGAAAACGGAGAUUAAGCAAGUUGUCAAGCAAGUGGAUGCACAUUUGGAUGCUCCAUUACCAGAUACUAGUGAAUCGAAAAUACAUGCCCAGUUCAUCAAACCUGAAGAAUGUGAAGCCGUAUUGAAUUUGCAAAUGGAUUAUAUUUUGAAACGCAAAUCCGAUAUGAUAAAGUUCAUCUUUAGGUCAAGGUUCUUCAUGUCCCUUUUUUUCUUACUGUUAAGUGCAGUAUCUUAUAAUCGGAUCGGAGAAUAUUUCAAUCCUUAUACCAUGAAAGACCCAUUUUCUUUGUUGAAGAAUGGUUAUUUCUUAGACGAUCUCUUUAUACUAUUUUUUCAGGUGUUGUUGUUCAUUGCAAUUUCAUUCACAUGGUUGAGGAUUGUGAGUGCCCCAUUGGAGAAGGAGAGCAAGAAGGUUGCCGAAAACGCUGAACAGUACUUUGGAUGUGACAUCAAACAAUAUGCCAGCGUUAAGAAUGUCAACAAGCCUAGAAAAGAAGACCGUGACUUGGUGAAGCAAGUCAAGGAGAAUACAUACUGCAUCAACUACAGAGAUGUUCCUGUUGCAUUUUUAGCAACCACGCCGGGAAAGGAGGUCAAAAUUGUCGGGUUUGCAGUUAGAAGGGUGUACAUCAAAGCCGAGCUAUUGAAAGAUCUUCUGGGCAUGAUGUUUAAGAGUGGUGUGAGGAAAGCAGAAGUCGAAUUGUUUAACUUUGAGGAGUUCGAUAUAGGCAUAUUCCGUAAAAUAGGAUUCACCAGAACAAAGAGAGAAAAGUUCAGCAAAUGGUGGAUUUUGACUGGUGUCACGAGAGACACUUACAGUUUCGACAUGGACGAUAUUGAAUUCUAG
This is a messenger RNA of Pichia kudriavzevii, 1053 nucleotides long. RefSeq lists its product as uncharacterized. The record is from RefSeq and is a predicted model, not a curated record. NCBI's taxonomy places the organism in Eukaryota, Fungi, Ascomycota, Pichiomycetes, Pichiales, Pichiaceae. The transcript has a single exon. Bases 1 to 1053 code for a protein of 350 amino acids.